UCCCCGGAAAAUUCGCGGCAACUCAGGUUGGGUAUUUCGGGAGCGGAGGGACGGGCAGAAGUCCGCAAGAAACACCUGGACGCGGGAAGCAAAGGGUGCGCGCGCGUGUGUGUGUUUGCGCGCGCGCGCGCGCUUGCGACCAAUGUUGACACGCCGAAGUAAAAUCGAGAAAGAAGGAGACGAGCUUGCAGAGGGCAGGGAAGAGGUAGAUCGCUAGCAAAAUAACAGGAAAUGGAGCGAAAAAGCCGAGCCUUGGCCAGCAAGAUGCAGAGCUCAAUGCUGAGUUUCUCUAUUCGGCGGAGCGCCCUGCACGGCUUUGGAUGUACCGCGUGAAGGGGUUAAUGCCUCGUAGCCAGCUUUGGUACCUUCUCGGGAUGUGGGAAUUAGUGGCUUAAGAGUUCUCGCCGCCUUUAUUGAUAAAGGGAGAUUGCGGUAUGAGGCAUAAUAAGUAGCGCCAAAAAGUUCCUUCGAGGGUGAGGAAGGUGAGAUUACUGGAGCAUGGCAAACCCCGCCGGCUUAGACUUUGCUGCAGUGGAAGGCUUCCUAGACAGACACCCGGAGCUGGUGGAGAAGUGGCUUACGAGGAGAACCGCCCUCCUUAGCAAAGGAGCGCCUGACUUUAGCGACGGUGGGGCGGAAAGGCAGCUAAGUGGACAUCACAACGGCCUCUCGCCUCGGAGCGGCCCCUCGUCCACAGCCCCCCCUAGCCUGGAGCCGACGGCCGGCGGGCUGCAGCACCGAGCGUCCCAGAAAGAGCUGAGGAAAAGUUUCGCGCGCUCCAAGGCGAUCCACGUGAACCUGACUUACGACGAGCACCUCCACGCCAGGACUCAGGAGCCGCUGAGCAGCGCCAGGAGAAGGGCGCUGCUGAGAAAAGCCAGCUCCCUGCCGCCCACCACGGCUCACCUGCUCAGCGCUCUACUCGAGUCCCGGGUCAACCUGCCCCAGUAUCCGCCCACCGCCCUGGACUACAAGCGCUACCUGAAGCAGCACAACGAGCGGCAGUUCUUUCUGGAGCUCGUCAAGGACAUUUCCAACGACUUGGACCUCAGCGCGCUCAGUUACAAGAUACUCAUCUUCGUCUGCCUUAUGGUGGACGCCGAGAGGGGCUCCCUUUUCCUGGUGGAAGGCGGCGGGGGGAAGAAGAGCUUGGUCUCCAGGGUCUUCGACGUGCACGGGGGCGCCCCGGUACUGCCUUGCUACAGCACGGAGAACUCCAACGAGAUGCAGCAGCUCUGGGGCAAAGGCGUCGUCGGUUAUGUGGCCGAGCGCGGCGAGACCGUCAACAUGCCCGAUGCUUACCAGGACCACCGCUUUAAUGACAAGAUUGACAAACUGACAGGAUACAAGACCAAGUCAUUGCUCUGCAUGCCUAUAAGAAACAGCGAGGGCGAAAUCACUGGAGUUGCACAAGUGAUAAAUAAAACUCCUGGAGGUAUUCCUUUUACUGAUGAUGAUGAAAAAGUAAUGGAAAUGUACCUUCCCUUCUGUGGUAUUGCCAUAUCCAAUGCUCAAUUGUUUGCUGCUUCCCGGAAGGAGUACGAUAGAAGCAGAGCCUUGCUGGAGGUGGUUAAUGAUCUCUUUGAAGAACAGACAGAUCUGGAGAAAAUUGUGAAAAAAAUUAUGCAUCGAGCCCAGACUCUACUCAAAUGUGAGCGUUGCUUGGUAUUGCUUCUUGACGACAUUGAAUCACCAGAGGUAAAAUUUACCAAGUCCUUUGAAUUGAUGUCUCCAAAGUGCAUAGCUGAUACAGAAAAUAGUUUCAAAGACAAUUUGGAGAAACCAUCAGCAUCUUAUUCAGACUGGCUAGUGAAUAACAGCAUUGCUGAACUUGUAGCUUCCACCGGCCUUCCAGUGAACAACAGUGAUGCCUAUCAGGAUCCUCGCUUUGAUGCAGAAAUUGAUCAGAUGUCUGGUUUUCAUAUAAGAUCUGUACUCUGCGUACCUAUAUGGAAUAACAGUCACCAAAUAAUUGGGGUUGCUCAGGUGCUGAAUAGACUUGAUGGAAAACCUUUUGAUGAUGCUGAUCAGCGACUCUUUGAGGCUUUUGUUAUAUUUUGUGGCUUGGGCAUCAAUAAUACUAUAAUGUAUGAUCAAGUGAAGAAGUCCUGGGCAAAGCAAUCUGUGGCUCUUGAUGUGCUGUCUUAUCAUGCAACAUGUUCAAAGGCAGAACUUGACAAAUUUAAGACAGCAAACAUCCCUCUGGUGUCAGAACUUGGUAUAGAUAACGUCCACUUUGAUGAUUUUUCCCUUGAUAUGGAUACCAUGAUAACAGCAGCCCUCCGGAUGUUCAUGGAGCUUGGAAUAGUUCAGAAAUUUAGAAUUGACUAUGAGACACUGUGUAGGUGGCUUUUGACAGUGAGGAAAAAUUACCGAAUGGUUCUGUAUCACAACUGGCGGCAUGCUUUCAAUGUGUGCCAGCUCAUGUUUGCCAUGUUAACUACAGCAGGAUUUCAGGAGAUUCUGACAGAAAUAGAAAUUUUAGCUUUGAUAGUUGGAUGUUUAUGCCAUGACCUUGAUCACAGAGGAACAAACAAUGCCUUUCAAGCUAAGAUUGGGUCUGCUUUAGCUCAGCUCUAUGGGACAUCUGCCACUCUGGAGCAUCACCAUUUCAACCAUGCUGUAAUGAUUCUUCAGAGUGAGGGUCACAACAUCUUUGCUAAUUUGUCCUCCAAGGAUUACAGUGAUCUUAUGCAGCUUCUGAAGAAGUCAAUACUGGCAACAGACCUCACUCUCUAUUUUGAGAAGAGGACUGAAUUUUUUGAACUUGUCAACAAAGGAGAUUACAACUGGAAUGUUAAAUAUCAGCGAGAGGUAUUCCGUUACAUCCGGGAGUAUCUGUGGAGUGGGUCAAAAAAAAGAUCAAUGCUAAUGACAGCCUGUGACCUUGGCGCUGCAACAAAACCAUGGGAGAUUUCAAGACAGGUAGCUGAACUGGUAACAAGUGAGUUCUUUGAACAAGGGGACAGGGAGAGAUCUGAGUUGAAACUCACACCUUCUGCGAUAUUUGAUCGGAACAGGAAAGAUGAACUGCCUCGAUUCCAGCUGGAAUGGAUUGAUAGUAUCUGCGUGCCUCUCUAUCAGGCCUUAGUGAAAGUGAAUGGAAAACUGAAGCCUAUGCUGGACUCUGUGGUGGCCAACAGAAAAAAAUGGGAGGAAUUGCAUCAGAAAAGUUUGCUUUCUCAGACAACAUCCAACUUAGCCAUGUCUCCAGAGAGCAUAAAAUAAGUCUACGUCUGUUUCCUGUUCCUAGGAUAAGAGAAUCAAAAGAAAGUUUUGUCUCAUAGUAUUUAAUUAAUAAUAUAUAAGGCAGGCAAGAACGUAUGCAAUCUCAGUGAAAACACUAAGGCCAAGUCUUAGCGUUUCUUACAGGCCAACACAUGGUCUGAGGGGAGAAUCUACAGGGAGACAAUUGGGUUCCUGCUGUAAUCUGGAAAGCUUCACUGAGUCUGGAUCCUGUCAGCUUCUUUCAGCAAGUCUUAAGAAAAUUGGCAAAUAUGGUCACAAAGGAUUCAUAUAAGUGGAACUCAUAGUUCAUGAAAAUUAAUAAAAGGAAGCUGUGACUGAUUUUUAAAAAAUGCUGAAGCUUCUUCAAGAGACUCUGAAAAAAGGGAUAAUUUUUGUAAAAAUAUUUUGAGAUUGCACCUUUCCAGCUUUUAUUAGUAUGAAUGGUUAUUUCUGCGCUUGUGAAAUCUGUCUUUUUACCCCUUUUCUGUUCUAUUUGGUUUAUUCAGAGAAGCCUGCUUUAUAUUCUGAAGAAAUAUGUUUUUUACAACAAGCCUCAUAGGAUUAAACAAGGCUUUUAGAAUUGUCCCUCUUCGCUGUAUUUGAGGGAGGGAAAAUGAACUUUAUUACAGUUAAAAAGACGAACCUGCUUGGACUUCCUUGAUUUCAUAUUAGCAACCCAAUUUGAAUUGCUCUGCAGGCAGAAGCUUAUAUAAAGGUAAAAUUCUGCAUGAUACUUUUAGAAUUCUGUAAUUUCAUUUUUACAGCUGCUUUGCACAUCUUAAGAAGAGAAUCAGUGGUAUAUCCAGAAAACUGCAUAACAAAAACAAAACCUUGCCUUGGGUAGAGAACUUGCACUAUAGGAUAUGAAUGUAGCUUUCUGGUACAUUUUCAGAAAAUUAUUAUUUUUAAGUCUGAUAUGACAUUAGAUGAUAAUAUGAAAAGAGCAAUGACUACCUCUGCUUUUUCUAGCUAUUUUCUUACACAUGUUAAUCUGUCUUAGCUAACAGAAACUAAGUCACCAUUGCAUGUGCUCUGGUAAUUAUUUUUUUGCAUGUUGGCAAUCCUUGACUUAUAAAAUAUCCAGAGAUGUCUGCAGUUGAAGUGAACUCACUUCUGUUAAUGAAACAUCAAAUUUAUUUCAGCACUGCCAUGGCAAGUUACUAGAUUUCUAUUCCCUAAUGAGGUGUGGAAUUACAUCUAUGUUCCAUUCUCAUUGCGUGGUCUAUGGAUAAAUUAUGCUUGCUCCAGGAAGGAUGUUGUACACAUGUCCAACCACAACCCAGUCAACACUUACUGAAAAGUUUUGUGAGCUGAGAACACCUGAGUCCAAACAAUUUGGGUGCCUAACACGACAACCUGUCAUAUGGAUUGGCAUGUAGUUAGGAUCACUCUGGGUUACCGGCACUUCCCAAAGUGCGGGAACAAAGGGUCUGAGGAAGAUGGUUGGCUAUAAUUUCUGCUACCCUUUUAAACCCCUACCAAAGAUCAUUUAGAAGUAAAAUGAUCUCUAGAUACUCGGAAUUCUUACAGAAGAAGAUGCUUGUAAAUUGAAAACACUACUGAGCCCCUCCCCUUUCAGAACUUAACAGAAUUUAGGUAGCAGAAAAGGCUGGAGUAGAGGGAAAAAGUGAAAAAAGAUCUAAUGCUAUCAGAAAUCAGGCAAAGUCAAUUUAUGAGAGCAGUUGAAACAAUAAUGAAUAAAAGCAUAAUAGAGAAUCAGAAUUUUAUCUAGUCCUUUAACAGCAAAAAAAAAAAAUAGUUGGAAUGAAAAAGUACUCUCCUAAACUUAACAGGAAUAAUUUUUAGGUCAGAAAACUCGCAACUCCCAGCUCUGCAUUUGCUGUACAUCUGAAAUACUUGGUUUGAGGUUGGUAGGAGCUUGAUGGUGAAAGCUGGGCUGCUCUGAGGGAUCCUUUUAUCAUUUCCUUUUAUCUGAAAUGCUUCCCAUUCAAUAUCCAGCAGAUUCUGAAUGUUAUUUGGCAUCUAAGAGGUUCUGCGUCGAGUGUGAAAGGGAGCGGAGGGUUUACCUCAACUGCAACAAUAGCAUUUUAUUAUUUAACAGAAAUGAGUAGUCCAACAUAACAAUUAUUUUAGGGGACAUGUUCAAGCACAUUACAGGUGUGAUCAUUUACCCAAUUUCAGCAAUAGAAAUUUAUUUAUUUAUUUAUGAGACUUAUAUACCACUUUAAGUGCAAGCACUCUCUAAGCCAGUGGUUCUCAA
Molecule: messenger RNA, 5449 nt
Organism: Crotalus tigris (Tiger rattlesnake)
Lineage: Eukaryota; Metazoa; Chordata; Lepidosauria; Squamata; Viperidae
Gene: PDE11A
Product: phosphodiesterase 11A
Exons: 21
Coding region: 499-3228 (909 amino acids)
Biological process (GO): signal transduction
Molecular function (GO): protein binding; 3',5'-cyclic-nucleotide phosphodiesterase activity
Source: RefSeq, a predicted model, not a curated record